Molecule: messenger RNA, 636 nt
Organism: Fusarium sp. VM40
Lineage: Eukaryota; Fungi; Ascomycota; Sordariomycetes; Hypocreales; Nectriaceae
Source: the annotation of a GenBank genome assembly
AUGGUCUACUACUUCACCUCCAACGUCGUCGACCCGGCGGGCUUCAUCUACGUCGGUAAGGACAAGUUUGAGAAUGAGGACUUGAUCAAGUUUGGCUGGGAAGAGGAUAUCUGUGCGCAUAUCUACCUUCGUACGCAGGAGGGUCAAGCAUGGGACUCCCUCCCCGAAGAUCUCAUCAUGGAUCUGGCCCAGUUGACCAAGGCCAACUCCAUCGAGGGUACCUCACCCCUUUUCUGCAACAAGAAGGACAAUGUCACAAUCAUCUACACACCCUGGUCCAACCUCAAGAAGGACGGCAGCAUGGAGGUCGGCCAGGUCGGCUUCAAGGACCCACGCAAGGUGAAGCGCAUCCUCGUGCCCCAGCGCGAAAACCCCAUCGUCAACCGCCUCAACAAGACAAAGGUGGAGAAGAAGCCCGAUUUUAAGCAGGAGAAGGAUGAUCGGCUCAAGGAGCUGCGACAGCGUGACCAGGCGGCCUUCUUGAUCAGGAAGAAAGAGGAGGCAAAGCAGGCCCAAGAGUGGAAGGAGAAGAAGUGGCAGAAGGAUCACGCCUAUGACGACCUUUUCACUGAGGAUCAGAUGGCUGGCUCGAGUAACCAGGAACGUGAUGAAAACUGGGAAGACGACUUCAUGUAA